Arachis ipaensis is the source of this 1610-nucleotide messenger RNA. Lineage: Eukaryota; Viridiplantae; Streptophyta; Magnoliopsida; Fabales; Fabaceae. The record is from RefSeq and is a predicted model, not a curated record.
GGACUUGCCAACUCCCAUUGAAUGAAUCAUACUUGUAUAUCUAUAUAUAGAUAGACACAAACAAUGUCUCUUACACCAUUGAUCAUUAAGACCUUAGUUUCCUUUACCGUAUCUAAGUCAAAGCCAACAACAAUGUCUCUUGCACCAUCUUCUGAGUUGAAGCGACCUUGUGCAAAUUUUGCUCCUAACAUUUGGCAGGAUAUUUUCAUUCAAUAUGCUGAUUCACAAUCAUUGGAAGUCAAUGAAACUAUGAAGCAAGAGGUCCAAAUACACAAAGAAAAAAUAAUGCUAUAUUUGUCUUCGAAUGACAAUAGCAUUUUACAGAAAUUAAGUUUAAUUGACUCAAUUCAACGUUUGAGUAUAUCUUAUCAUUUUGAACGUGAAGUUGAUAAAGCGUUGGAAGAAAUCUACAAUAAUUUUACCAACAAUAGUCUUCCUAUAGAAGAUUAUGACCUUCACUUUAUUGCCUUACUCUUUCGUUUGUUCAGACAAAAUGGAUAUCAUAUUUCAUCAGAUGUUUUCAUCAAAUUCAAGAAUAUCAAAGGAGACUUCGAUGAAAUAAAUGUUCUUCAAAAUGUUGAAGAAAUAUGGAGCUUGUAUGAAGUUGCACAAUUAAGGAUUCAUGGAGAAGAUAUAUUGGAGGAAGCACAUAAAUUCACAUGCAAUAAACUUAAGUCCUUCAUCGAUCAACUGAGUCCAUGUCUUGCAGACCAAAUCAAUCGAAGCUUAAGGCUGCCUCUUCACAAGACAGUUUCAAGGAUACGAGCAAGAUCAUAUAUGUCAUUUUACAAAGAAAAUCCUUCCCAUAACAAAGUUCUUCUAUCUCUUGCAAAAUUAGAUUUCAAUCAACCGGUUCAAUCAGUAACCCAACAGUUAAACCAAUUUUUUUUUUUAAACGGUGAGUUAUUGAUUAUUUCAUUGGCUAAAAAUUAUCGGUUACCAAUAUUUUUCCUUAUUUGUAUAUUGACUUGUAUUGGUAUUAUUAUUUCAUUCAGGUGGUGCAAAAAAUUAGCCUUUGCGACAAAGGUUAUUUAUGCUAGAGAUAGGGUGGUUGAGGCAUUCUUUUGGCCACUAACCAUGUCUUCUGAGCCAAAAUAUAGUACUUGGAGAUUGAUAUUAGGCAAACUGCUUGCAUGUAUAUGUCUUCUUGAUGAUACUUUUGAUGCCUUUGGCACAUUUGAAGAGCUUCAACUCUUGACAGAGGCAAUCAAAAGGUUGAUUUGAUCUCUAAUCUUUAACCACCAAUUUUAUAUUAUUUAUCUCAAUUUGAAAAUGAAAAUAUUGUUCAUGUAUAUAUGGAUCAUAAUUGUUAUGAAAUCACUCAUCCCAAAAGUUUAAGCUGAUAGGAGAAGACAAUAUUAAUGGUUAUAUCUCUAAUAUUCCCUCUCAAACAAGAGCCUCUUUUUGAGUUUGUUUGAUUUUACAUAGGCUUUCUUUUCUCUUUUUAUUUGCCUUAUACUAUUUUUUUCAUUUUUGGGGUUCAUCAAAGAUCGAACUCUGAGCUCUGAUACCAUGUUAUGAAACUACUUAUCCCAAAAAGUUAAGCUAAUGAAAAAAAGGCAACAUUAAUGAUUAUAUCUCUAAUAAUAAUUUUCUAAAAUAAGAAGAUU